UAAUAAACGGACACUCUAAUAACCGGACGCGGACAAAGUAUUUCAAACCAUUUUCAUAAAAAAAUUUCUCAUAAACGGACAAAAUUCAAAAAUAUCACAAGCAAGCUUUGUUGUUCAUUAUAAAAAUGAAAUAGGUGAUUCCCCUUUUAACAUGUAUGCACACAUUCAAGCCCUGUGUUUUAAAUUAAGAGUAGUUUUCCAUUCAGUUUGUUAAGUCAGUUGUAUGCGAAUGGUUGCGUUCAAAGUUCGUAAUAAUAUGGCGCCGAAAAGGAAGGUACUUUUUAUUAAAGAAAAAAUGGAAAUUAUUAAUGUAUUCGAAAAAGAUAAAUUAUCAGUACGUGGAAUUGCAAAAAGGUUCAAUAUUGGCAAAACACAAGCUGCUGAAAUUAAUAAAAAUAAAGAAAAAAUUCGUUCUAAAUGGGAGUCUGGAGUUAAUGUUCAUCAAAGGCGAAGCUUUCUUAAAGAAGGCGGCUCUGAAAUAGACAAGAUGUGUUUUAAUUGGUUCGCUAAGGCUAGAAGUCAAAACAUUCCGAUUUCUGGUCCCAUUUUGAAAGCAAAGGCAAUGGAAAUUGCAGGCAAACUGGGUGUACCUAAUUUUAAUGCUUCAGAUGGAUGGUUAAACAAACGGCGAAUAAGGAAUAAUGUUGCUUUCAAAUGCGUAUCUGGUGAAGCUGCAGAUGUAAACCAGGAUGGUGUCGAACAGUUUAGGACAAAACUGCCAUCUCUGUUGACCGGUUACAAGCUUCAAGACAUUUACAACGCAGACGAAAGUGGGCUUUUUUUUCGUGCCUUACCUGACAAAAUCCUCGCUCUUAAAUCCGAAAAAUGCGUGGGCGGUACACUAUCAAAGGAAAGACUCACAAUUUUGUUCUGUGCUAACAUGGCUGGAGAUAAGGAGCUGCUUUUGGUUAUAGCCUCAGAGCUUUCAAAAUCGAUUGAUGUACUAGAAGCUGUGUAUUUCAUCAAAGCAUCUUGGGAUAAAGUGGAAGCCACAACCGUCCGAAAUUGCUUCCGUAAAGCAGGAUUUUUGGAAACUUAUGAGGAUCUUCCAGAUUUUGAUUCUGAAGAUGAUAUUCCACUGGCAAUCUAUACUAGGCUUCAGGAAGGACUAGACUUGGCAAAUGAUUUGGAAGGUUUUCUCCAAAUGGAUCAAAAUGUUUUCACUGAGGACAACAAUAUAGAAAUUCAAUUUGACCAACAAGAUGAUACUAUGGACAUAAGUGAUUCAGAAGAUGAAUUUUCAGAAGAAAUAUGUGAGCCUAUAACAUCAUAUGAUGAGGCUUUAAAACUUGUUGCGGGCUUGAAACGAUUUGCAAAAAAUGACUAUGAGCACUAUCAAGCAUUACCGAAUUUUUUCAAUCAAACUAGUAUUGAAAUGUAA
Messenger RNA from Anastrepha obliqua, 1381 nucleotides. Its product is annotated as tigger transposable element-derived protein 6-like. The coding region runs from base 224 to 1381 and encodes 385 amino acids. Gene Ontology annotation, molecular function: DNA binding. The transcript has 3 exons. Gene Ontology annotation, cellular component: nucleus. NCBI's taxonomy places the organism in Eukaryota, Metazoa, Arthropoda, Insecta, Diptera, Tephritidae. The record is from RefSeq and is a predicted model, not a curated record.